Clonostachys rhizophaga is the source of this 1341-nucleotide messenger RNA. NCBI's taxonomy places the organism in Eukaryota, Fungi, Ascomycota, Sordariomycetes, Hypocreales, Bionectriaceae. The record is from the annotation of a GenBank genome assembly.
AUGGCGGAAGAGGGCGGUCCCGCGAGUCUCCAGCCAAAGCUGACGGUGAGGAGGAAGCCUGUACCAGGGCGCAGCCUGAGCCUGCCAGAGGAAGGAACGUCGCAGGAGCAACAACAGCAGGAGGAUCAGCACCGGCCAGAACAGCAACCACAACCAUCAAGUCCACAAGAGGAACCCCGGCAAAAUCCACCGGUAGCCGCCGAGACGCAGGCUGCAUUGUUGUCGCCGGGACCGUCUUCUAGGCCAGACGACAAUGCCGCGAACAGACAACGAGCACACACAGUGGCGGUGGCACUGCCGACGCUGUCCACGAGAGCCUCGGAUUCGAUUGCGGACGCAGCCCCCGGCAGGGCCAGCGAAGAUAUAUAUAGCCUUCCACCACCCUACAGGGAUGCCCCUCCGGCAUAUGACGAGGUUGACAGAACGCGGCCGCAGGAUUUCGAGGGCGAGAUCCAGACCACCGACGACAUACCGUCCAACGAAACCCUGAAGAGCAUCGAGAACUAUAUCGUGCUGGAUCGGCAUGGCAGGACGCACCCCUUCAGGUCACUGUAUACGGGACCGAAUGUAGCUCGCCGGGUACUUGUUAUAUUUAUUCGCCAUUUCUUCUGUGGUAAUUGUCAAGAAUAUAUGCGGUCACUAUCCGAACUGGUUACGCCCACCUCUUUGUUACAGCUCCCAGUCAGCACGUUUAUCGUUGUUAUCGGGUGCGGCGACCCUGGUUUGAUUGAGAUGUACGCCAAGGAGACCAAUUGCCAGUUCCCAAUCUACACGGACCCCAAGCGCUUGCUCUUCGAUGCCCUGGGGAUGAGACUGACGCUUGCAAUGGGGACGAAGCCCGCCUACAUGAAGAGGCCCAUGUCUACUUCUGUAUUCAACAGUAUUGGCCAGGCCUUGCGUGCUAUUCCUUCGGGCAUGACGCUCAAAUCUGGCAAUCAGCGGCAGGUGGGAGGGGAGUUCUUGUUCGAGCCCAAAGAGCUGUUGACACCCAUCAGCACACCUACCGAGGAGCAGCCGGACCCGUUCAAAGCCAAGGGACUCAGAGAAUUGGCACAUAAUUACCCACAGCAUGACCAGCAACAGGAAGGGAAUGUCGAGGAGAAAACUGUCACUUGGUGCCAUCGGAUGAGAACGACUCGUGAUCAUUGUGAAGUCCCCGAGCUAAUGGACAUCUUGGGGCUGGAACCCCCACACCAAGAGAGUAAUGGUAAACAACAGUGGGCAGCGGCCUUGGAGAACAGGAAAGGUGUUGGAACGAGCAUGGCUCAGAGGAUGAACGAGAUGAACAGAAGAGAGGAAGAACCUGCGGUAGAGGAUGGGCCAAGAAAUUCGACCGAAUAG